GCAGCAUUUCGAGGCUUGCCAUUUGCUAUCACCUAUGCACAUUCUGCUUCCUUAGACGCGGCCAUCUGAGAUAAGACAUUGUGAGAGGUAAAGUGAGGUUGUAAUAUGCCAGGUCCCAACCAUCCCAAAGAGGCAGUCGACACCAUCAAGAUGAGCCAGAACACGGAGCGAAACGCGAGGGCAGCCGAACCAUGAGGAGACACCUCUAACACAGACCGGGAUACCUCUCAUCAUGGUGUGUGAUGCACAGCGAUGCGCCUGCGUCUCUCAUCCUGUUCACCGACUCCACCAGCGGCAUGGAAUUUGACUCCUUCCCGCUUGGGGUGGUCCUAGUUUUCUUUUUGUCUCGCCUUUUUUUUUGCGGUCGACCAGUGAGUGUGGUUUUACAACGCUGACACCCCCAAGCCCAAGCCUCCUUCUCCUGCAACCACACACAAGCUUACUACAACCGUCCAUUCUUCGUACGCUCCGGCCGCAGCAGGAUACGUACCUCGCCUGGCUCUAGGACCUUGGAGUCAAGAAGCACUUCCUCGCCUUACUUUCCGCCCUCCCCUUCUUCCUCUUUUCUUCUUCACCAUGAGCGCCCCCGCCGACUCUGCCCAACCUCUGGCGUCGACCAGCAACGAUCAGGCUCCCACCUCUGCUGAUAUCACCACCAACAAUGCCUCGAGAGGACAGUCCGCCUCCGCCUCCGCCAGUGCCUCCGAACUCGCCCGUACAAAGAUAACUCUCCAGGGCGCCCUCAAGUCGUUCCAGGACUUUCCCAUUCCCGGUAUCAACUUCAUCGAUAUCCUCCCCUUGUUCCAGGACCCCGCCAUCCACAACGCCCUGCUCCGCGCCCUCGAGCUCCAGGUGCUCGAGUUUGUUGGCGGCUUGAAGCCCGAUGUGGUUGUGGGGUUGGAUGCGCGGGGUUUCCUCUUCGGCCCGUCGCUCGCCCUGAAGCUCGAUGCGAGCUUCGUGCCCGUCCGCAAAAAGGGCAAGAUGCCCGGCCCCUGCGUGACGGCUGCCUAUGAGAAGGAGUACGGCACCGACUUUUUCCAGAUGCAAGAGGGUGCUAUCAAGCCGGGCCAGAAGGUCCUGGUCGUGGAUGACAUUAUUGCUACCGGUGGAUCUGCCGCGGCCGCUGGCACCUUGGUGAAGCAGCUCGGAGGUGAGCUGGUCGGCUAUCUCUUCAUCCUCGAGAUUGCCUUCCUCAAGGGCCGUGAGAAGCUCGGUGGCGUUCCUACCAUUACUCUCCUCGAGACGGAUGAGUAAAAUAGCUCAGCCGACAUCGGUGCUUACACACUGACAACACACACGCAACAACACAAUUCGGCGGGCUCUUAUCCGACAUAUCCAUAUUCGACGGUUUCCGGGCUUUCUUAUUUUUCAACAUGAAACAGUUUAAAUACCCCUACAUUUGUUUUUUCUUACACGGGAUGAUUAUUCGUCAAUGAUGGGUGUGUGCGCGUGUGGAUUUUUCUUGGCCGAUAGACUACUACUCCUACUGUGAUCUUCGGGCAGACGGCAUGGGAGCUUUACUGGAUGGGCGUUGUGGUUUGUUCAAAAAUCCGGAGUGGUGAUUUGUGAUGUGGUUGUGGGCAAGGACAUCAUCACUAUCAGGGAAAGUAAUCAAGUAGACUUUGGGGCUUGCUGAUUGUUUCUCUUGUUGUACUACCACUACCUACACUCUCGCCACGUUGCUUCGGUUGUGGGCGACGGGCAAAAAUGAAUAAAAAAAAUAACAUAAGAAUCGCUCUUUCAUAGGUUCAUGUGAGAUAUGGGACCAGAAUAAUAUCUUCUCG
This is a messenger RNA of Podospora pseudopauciseta, 1784 nucleotides long. RefSeq names its product adenine phosphoribosyltransferase (gene APT1). The record is from RefSeq and is a predicted model, not a curated record. Gene Ontology annotation, biological process: AMP salvage; adenine salvage. Gene Ontology annotation, cellular component: cytoplasm. Bases 577 to 1254 code for a protein of 225 amino acids. The transcript is spliced from 2 exons. NCBI's taxonomy places the organism in Eukaryota, Fungi, Ascomycota, Sordariomycetes, Sordariales, Podosporaceae. Gene Ontology annotation, molecular function: AMP binding; adenine binding; adenine phosphoribosyltransferase activity.